AUGAAAUCACAAUCGCUUUGGGCAUUGGGCGCCUAUCUGUGCUCACAGGUCUGCGGGGCCGCCGUCUCCAACCAGCAACAAGUUCUUGGUCUGGGAAUUGAGAACGACCUAUUACAACACAAGUUCGACUCCGUCCUUCAAGAUGACGUGAGACAGGCUUGGAAAUUCUUGGAAGAGUCCAUGGACCUGGAAUCUCUGAAAAAAGCUUACAACAACUUCGAAAACGCCGUCUGUCCAAUCACAAGCUCUUUCCCUGUUGAUACCUUGGUGGCAAACAAAGAGGCAGAGGUUGUUACUCUCGACAAACUCCCAAAUUACCAGUUGAGAAUUAACAAGGCCAAGAAUGACCCACUGAGUCUUGGCGUGGACACCGUGAAACAGUCUGCAGGAUAUUUCGAUAUCAACGAAGACGAUAAACAUCUGUUCUACUGGUUCUUUGAGAGCAGAAACGACCCUGCUAAGGACCCUGUCAUUCUCUGGCUCAAUGGUGGCCCUGGCUGCAGUUCUCUUACUGGCUGUCUGUUUGAGCUUGGCCCAUCGUCGAUCAACGGUACCACACUCAAGCCUAUCUACAACCCAUACUCCUGGAACUCCAAUGCUUCUGUGAUUUUCCUGGAACAACCUGUGGGAGUGGGCUAUUCUUACAGCACCAAGUCUUCUGUCUCAAGCACCAAGGUUGCUGCCAAAGAUGUAUUUGCGUUCUUGGAGCUUUUCUUUACCAAGUUCUCGCAAUAUGCCAAAAACGACUUCCACAUCGCAGGAGAAUCCUAUGCCGGUCACUACAUUCCAAACAUCGCUGCUGAGAUUUUGGAUCACCAGAACAAGUCAUUUGAAUUAACUUCUAUCUUGAUUGGAAACGGAAUCACCGACGCUUUGAUCCAAUACGGCUGGUACGGUCCUAUGGCAUGCAAUGGAACCUUGUCUGGCUACAAACAGAUUAUUCCAGAUAGUGACUGUGAACUGAUUGACGAGAAGUAUCCAAGAUGUGCCAGAUUAAUCGAGGCUUGCUACAGAACGGAGUCUGCGAUCACCUGUUUGCCUGCAAACAUUUACUGUGAGACCAUCAUGGAGCCUUUCUCUAAAACUGGACUCAACUACUACGACAUCCGGGGCCCAUGUGAGACCGACGGCGAUUUGUGCUACUUCGGAAUGGACUACAUUGAUAAGUACAUGAACUUGCCAGAAGUGAAGCAAGCUUUGGGAUCGGAGGUCGAUUCCUACACUGGAUGUGACGACUCUGUGUUUAGACAGUUUAUCUUUAGCGGUGAUGAGCCUAAACCGUUCCAGCAGUAUGUUGCACAGGUCUUGGAAGCUGGCUUGCCCGUUCUUAUCUACGCUGGUGACAAAGAUUACAUCUGCAACUGGCUGGGAAACCUUGCCUGGACCGAGGCUUUGGAGUGGACCAACACCACGUCUUUCCAGAACGCAGAGUUCAAAAACUGGUACACUUUGGAAGACGGUCUUGCUGCAGGAGAGGUCAAGAGUAACGGCCAGUUCACAUUUGCUAGAGUGUACGACGCCGGCCACAUGGUCCCAUACGACCAGCCAAUCUCUGCAUUGGACAUGGUCAACAGAUGGAUCUCCGGCGACAUUGCAUACGAUUUGUAG
This is a messenger RNA of Ogataea philodendri, 1608 nucleotides long. RefSeq lists its product as uncharacterized. Gene Ontology annotation, molecular function: serine-type carboxypeptidase activity. Gene Ontology annotation, cellular component: fungal-type vacuole. The transcript has a single exon. The record is from RefSeq and is a predicted model, not a curated record. Gene Ontology annotation, biological process: proteolysis. Bases 1 to 1608 code for a protein of 535 amino acids. NCBI's taxonomy places the organism in Eukaryota, Fungi, Ascomycota, Pichiomycetes, Pichiales, Pichiaceae.